This is a messenger RNA of Drosophila novamexicana, 1256 nucleotides long. RefSeq names its product methionyl-tRNA formyltransferase, mitochondrial. NCBI's taxonomy places the organism in Eukaryota, Metazoa, Arthropoda, Insecta, Diptera, Drosophilidae. The coding region runs from base 215 to 1252 and encodes 345 amino acids. The transcript has 3 exons. The record is from RefSeq and is a predicted model, not a curated record. Gene Ontology annotation, cellular component: mitochondrion. Gene Ontology annotation, biological process: biosynthetic process; conversion of methionyl-tRNA to N-formyl-methionyl-tRNA. Gene Ontology annotation, molecular function: methionyl-tRNA formyltransferase activity.
GAGGAUUGCCGCCACCACGUUAUCGGCAACUAUUAUUUGCUUAUAUUUAAUAAAAUACUCAAUAAAGUUAAGUUCCAUUGCAGGAAAUGGAAUUCUGUUAAAAAUUGAGUGAAACAGACACCACCCCCGACUUAUUUAAACGUUAACCUUAACUGGGUUAACUAAUGCGCUGAAAAAGGGAGCACACGGCCGUUAUUGCAAAACAGCUGUAACAAUGUUAUGCGGUAAAACUUUAGCUAAUAAUUUCUUUAAAUAUAAGAGAAAAGUUUUUUCAAACAUUUCUCAGAGUAUUAGGCGGUGUAUAGGAACUUCUCGGUUACCCAAAGUUUUAUUUUUUGGUACUGACAACUUUUCGUUACCAAGUUUAAAAAAAUUGCACCAGAACAACUUGGACCUUACCGUUGUUACCUCCUUUAAGAGCCCCGCGAACUGUGUGCGCAGCUAUGCCGAGGCACAAAAACUUUCUAUAUACCGAUGGCCAAUAUCGGUGGAGCAGUGUGCUGAUUUCGAGCUUGGUGUUGUGGUGUCUUUUGGACACAUGAUACCAUUGCAUAUUAUUAACGCUCUUCCCCGCGGGAUAAUCAAUGUUCAUGCCAGUUUGCUGCCCCGGUGGCGCGGUGCUGCACCGAUUAUGUAUGCUAUUAUGGAAGGCGACACCAAAACGGGCAUUUCCAUAAUGAAAAUAGAGCCACAUCAAUUUGAUAUUGGGCCCAUAUUGGCGCAACGUGAAAUGCCCAUUAAAAGCACUGUCUACAUGCCAGAGCUUCAUGAUGCCUUGUCGCAAUUGGGUGCCGACUUGCUUGUGGACACAAUCAAUGACUUGGAAGAGAGGCUUUUAAAGGCGAAACCGCAGAACGAUAGAGAGGCCAGCUAUGCUCCAAAGAUUACGUCCCGAAUUACCGAAAUCGCUUGGUGUGAACAAACUGCCAUGGAGCUGUUUGCCCGGCAUCGUGCACUUUACGGGUUUAAGAACCUAACUACAACCUUACAGGACAAAACAGUGUAUCUACUAGAGCUUAAACAGCCUGAACUGCAACUAUCGGCGUCUCCUAAUCCAGCUCCGGGUUACAUUUGCUACCAUCGUGUCCGGAAAUCCUUGAUAGUUGGUUGUGCACGGGGUACCCAGCUGGAGGUGUUGCAGCUACGAAUCGAAGGUAAAAAACCAAUGAGCGCGCACGAUUUUAACAAUGGAUUCCUUAAACGGACACAAUCGGUGCAAUUUACGCAAAAUAAACAAGUUGUCUUCUGUUAACAAA